Messenger RNA from Pararge aegeria (speckled wood butterfly), 4594 nucleotides. RefSeq lists its product as uncharacterized. Gene Ontology annotation, cellular component: cytosol. The record is from RefSeq and is a predicted model, not a curated record. NCBI's taxonomy places the organism in Eukaryota, Metazoa, Arthropoda, Insecta, Lepidoptera, Nymphalidae. The coding region runs from base 201 to 4334 and encodes 1377 amino acids. Gene Ontology annotation, molecular function: aldose reductase (NADPH) activity. The transcript is spliced from 14 exons.
CUCUAAUAUAUCUAGAUAUUAUCUAGUAUCUAACAACGGAGCAGUUAGGAAAGCUAAUGUACUUCAAAACAAAACUGUAACCCAUCCAAGUUAUGCCCACAUUCACCGUAGCUGGGCCCAUUACGCUGUAAUGCGCGGUCGCUGCGUUUGACGCGUUAUCACAUAAUCGAGUAUCUUAUCACGCGAUAGCGACGCGAUAUAUGGCAGGUAUCGGACACAGCAGCUUGUUGAAGUUCUUCGUCGACAUACCUAAAAUUACGAUGUCGGAACACGAAACGAUUUCAACAAGAAUAGAGUCUCAAGUACCAAGAGUACAGAAAAUCAGAAGUGCUACCGAAACCACGUUCUCUAAACCCGAAUGGGAGAACACCCCUGAACCAAAUACAUACGAUGAAGAACCACAACAAAUUUAUAUAAAAGGAGACGUAGAUACAUUAUCAGAAGGGAAAGAAGAAGAAGAUAUUGUAACUAAUAAAGUAAUAGAUAGUAAAGAAGAUGAUAAUACACCAGAUGUAAAAUAUAAAGAUAAUUUUGGUUUAAGUGAUAAGAAAGAUCACGAUGUUAUCAUUUUAAAAUCAGAAGAAAACGCUGUUUAUUCCCCAGUUAUAACAGUGACUAAAGAAGAAUCGACGUUGACGAAGGGAGACGUGAAGUUGCAGAAGGUGGUCGUCUCUGAAGACAUCUCGGAUGAAUCGAAGAUCCAGAACAGGACGUUAAGUGUCCCAGAGACUUGCAGUUCUAAUGAAGUAAACACUAAAAUACGUGGUGAAGUUCUAGCGGUACCGAUAACAAUAGACAAGCAUACAUACGAGAAAAAUGAUAUUAAAAAAACUCAAGGAGGAGACCAAAAUGAUACAAAGAAAAUCCAAACCAAAAUACCGAAACUAAGGUUAAAGCAAGUUGUUGAGAAAAUAAAGAAAGAAAAACAAGCAGUACGUAAAGAAAAAGAACCUGAGCCGGCGCAAAAAUUGAAUGUAUCUAUACCGAGAAUAAAAGAUAUACAAAACCAUCCACAACAAAACCUUGAUUCGGUGCAAAACAAUAAAACUCAAAAAGUGGAGUCCCCUAAAGUGGAUGAUGAAUUUGAUAAAAUAUACGAAGAGAUCAUAGAAAAUGAGGCUUUCAACAACGUCCCAUCACCCGAAAAAAUUAGUAACCCAAUAAAACUAGAAUCUAAGUUUGAAGAAAUAAUACAUAAUUACGACGAAAAUAAUGUCGAACCGAUUAGUAUAGAGAAGACUAAAAGUAAAAUACCAUUACUGAAACGUAAAAGUGAGCAGGAAAUUGAAAUACCACCACCAAGUAAUCGAAAACACUCGCUGAAGAGAGCCAAUACAGAAGAUUUUAAAGGUAAGAUUCCUGUAGCAAUAGCAAAAGAAAAAGCUUUAAAAUCGAACGUCGAAAAUAUUAUAAAUGGUAGCACAACAGACGAAACUACUGCUGGAAUGAAACCAAACGCUAACUCAAAAAGCAAUUUUGAGUUAUUAAGUACUGUUGACACUCCUACAGUCCAAAACGAAAAUACUUCCACAUUCAUGGAAACCAAAGAACUAAGUAAAAUUUCUCCAACUGAAAAUUUUGUAUUAAAACCAGGUAAAAACAAUAAUAGCAAUAUUAAAGACACUGCAAAGUGCAAAAUUCCAGUUGCAUUCAACUCUAAGGAGACUAUGGAAUCAAAAAUAAACUCCACAGUUUUAAACAAACACCCAACUAGGGUAAAUGCUAUUGAAAAGAUAUCGAGCAAAAUCUCAACUGACAAAACAGACCAGACUAAUGAUAAAAAAGAUGAAAAACCUCAAUCAUAUAAUGUUGUGACACAUAACGUAAGAUCUUCUACAGUUUUCCUUCAAUCAGAGAAACAUACCAAACAAGAUAAUAGACAUUUAACGGAAGCUAACGUUGAUAAUAAAAUGAACACAGAACACACAGGAUCUUCUUUGACAAUAAAAAACAGUAACGAUGUAAAACAUCACACUCAAAAUGUAAUUUUUGAUGAGCCCAUUGUAUCCAAAGCAGAAGUGCUGUCACUUGAAAAUCCUGCAAACUAUAAAACAAAUCAAUUUUAUAUAACUUCAUGCAAUGACAGUAAAUCUGUAAAUGGUUCACGUUUAUCGGAAAACAAACACGGUUUAAAUGCAUCAGAUAUAAAAAACAAUAACACAACUAUACAAAGCCCAAUAAAGACAGUAGACUCAUCUGGCAGUUCAAGAAAAUAUCACAAUAAAAAUGCAGAUACAAUUCUAUUACCGAUUGAAAAAGAAAAUUGGAAGAAUAAUGAGACAUCUAAUAUCAUUGAAAACAGCAACCCAAUAAUUGUUAGUAAUGAGUCAAUAAUAACGACUACAGGAGAAAGUAAAGAAAUCGAUACUGUAGUACACAACAAAGUAUCCGAGAACAUACAUAAUGUACCGGAAAAGCUCCAGAAGAAUGGUAUAUUGGAAGACCCGCCCGCCAUCAAUACCAAUAUAGAAGAAAAAGAGGAAGAAGACAUUAUCAUGUUGAAGGGAAAAGUUGACAGAGUUAUAAGAAGGCUGGAUUCAAAGGACUAUAAGACAGUUAAGAAGGAAAUUGAUGACGUACCGAAAGGCGUCUCCGUGAUAUCGAAAAUAGCUAUUUUUGAUAAAGGUGAUUCUGACACAUCAUCAAAAACAGACGUGCUUGAUAUAAAAAUUAUAAAAGCGACUAAUCAAGGCAUUAUCGUUAAUGAUAAACCCAUAAUAGUUAAUGAGAUUUUAAAGAACGAUGCUAACCAAAACGAAAUAAAUGAUAAAGUCGAAACUAUUGGACUAGUUUCGACGUACGUGAAAGUACGUGAAGAAAAUAAGACUGAAACUACUAACAAUGCACAUGACAUGGAAUUUAAAGAAGUUAAUAAAACUGCAAAUAGGGGUGUUUUAAAAACUAAAAACCUUUAUAAAAACAGUAUAAAUGAAGGAAAUAAGAUACGACGGACAGUUUCGAGUGCGGUCAGUGAAAACAACGAAGUGUUUGCGAAGAAAGACGAUGAGGCGGCAUGUUUAGAAAUAUGGAAGGAGUAUAGGAGGAAAAAGGAGCUGGAUUCCGACAUUCGAAGGGCGAAAUCCCUCGCGGAGCUGGACUUGGGAGACGCCGUGCGGGGCCGCGUGCGCCAGCUAGUGGUGCGGAUGAGCUCGGUGGAGCUGGCGCCCGCCACGCGCGCCCGUCUGUACGGCAAGGACUCGCCGGUUGCGGGCUCCGUGUCUCAGAGGAUCGCGCUGUACGAAAGGAAGUUGACCCCGUGCCGUGGCGAUGACCACCCCAGCCGGCAAGCGUCUAAGCCACACGCCGCCGAAGCCAAGAGCCUGAGCGAAGAAGAACUGAGAAGGAAGAUAGAGGAGCUGAGGAGUGCGAAAGAGAAGUACGGCGAGCUGGACAACAUGACGUACGUUGAACUUAGCGAUGGCGGGAAGAUGCCGGUACUAGCACUCGGAACUGCGAUGCUGGAGCCGGCGCUCAUCGCGCCCGUCGUGUCGGCGGCGCUGGAUCUGGGCUACCGCGCCGUGGACGCGGCCUACGUGUACGGCAACGAGCGGGAGGUGGGCUCCGCCCUGCGGGACAAGAUGCGGGACGGCACCGUCACCCGCUCCGAGCUGUUCAUCAUCAACAAGCUGUGGAGCACGUUCCACCGCCGCGACCUGGUGGAGAAGGCGUGCCGCCAGUCGCUGGACGCCAUGGGCCUGGACUACUUCGACCUGUACCUCAUACACAACCCCAUGUCCUUCAAGGAAGGGCCGAACCCCCUCCCCAAAAUAGCCAACGUACUCCAAUACUCGGAGCACGACUACUUGGAGGCCUGGUACGGGAUCGAGGGCCUAGUCAAGAAGGGCCUCGUGAAGAGGGGAGGCCUCAGCAACUUCAACUCGGUGCAGAUAGAGAGGGUGAUGGACAAAGGGUGGAUCAAACCUGUUGUGAACCAGGUGGAAUGCCACCCCUACCUCACCCAGCUGCGUCUGGAAGAGUUCUGUUUAGCCCGGAACAUCAAGCUGAGCUGCUUCGGAGUACUGGGCUCCAAGGGAACUCCACCAGAACUCACCAGUGGCCUGCCACCGGUCAUAGAUGACCCCCUCGUGAAGGUCAUGGCUGCUGGACUAGGGAUCACGCCUGCCCAGUUACUAAUCAGCUACCAGCACGCGCUGGGCCGCAGCGUGGUGGUGAAGUGCUCGAGCGCGUCGCACUUGGCGCAGGCGCGCGCGGUGGUACCACUCGACGCGGCGCACGUGGCGGCGCUCAACGCCCUCAACCGCAACAAGAGGAUGUUCAUCUUCGCCGGAAUGGGCGACACACAUAGGAACUACCCGUUCAGGAUUGCGUUUUAAUUUCAUACAUUAAGUAAAUAUUAAUAUUAUGCACUUACUUAGAUAUUAAUAUUUGUAAUUUUCUUUAAUUUCCAUUACCAUAUGACAUAAUUAUUAUUGUGAUUUAAUUUUAAUUAUAAGAUGAGUACAUUUUUUUUACUCGACUAAACAAUAAUUGAUUGUAUACAAUGACGACAGUAAACUAUUUCCGAGAAUACGUAAUAUGUACCUAGUGAUUUUAUGCUAACAUUAAUAAUAGAAAUAAAAGACACUUUCAAUAA